CUGCACCCUCCGCUCAUCUCCCUCAACACUUCUUACUUCUCUUGCAGAUUUACUUUGUUCCAAAAUGGCAACUUCCUUUUAUGAGGCUCUCUUCAUUGUUGGUCUCUGUGCUCCCAUCUACUGUGUGCCCUCCAUCACUGUCUCCAGAGGAGAAUGCCUCCACCCUUCCUCCACAAAGAACAACCCCGCCUCCCAAGUGUCUUCCCACAACACCGACUUCGCCUUCCGCCUGUACAGGAGGCUGAUUUCCGAGGCCCCGAGUCAGAAUGUCUUCUUUUCCCCCAUGAGUGUCUCCACUUCCCUGGCCAUGCUUUCCCUUGGGGCCCGCUCAGCCACCAAGACCCAGAUCCUCCUGAGCCUGGGCUUCAACCUCACCCACACUCCAGAGCCUGCCAUCCACCAGGCUUUCCGGCAUCUGGUCCACUUGUUCACUGUCCCCAGCAAAGCCCUGGGCGUGCAGAUGGGCAAUGUCCUCUUCAUCAAGAAGGAACUGCAGCUGCAGGCAAACUUCUUGGACAACGUGAAGAGGCUGUAUGAGGCUGAAGUCUUCCCUACAGACUUCUCCAACCCAUCCAAGGCCCAGGCGAGGAUCAACAGCUAUGUGAAAAAGGAGACCAAAGGGAAAGUCAAGAACUUAGUCCAAAACCUUGACCCUCUGACAGCCAUGGUGCUGGUGAACCACAUUUUCUUUAAAGCCAAAUGGGAGAAACCCUUUCACCCUGUGGAUACAAAGAAAAGCUUUCCAUUCCUCCUGGGCAAGGGAACCACUGUGCCCGUCCCCAUGAUGCGCCAGAUGGAGCAGUUUUCUUUCGGAGUGGAUCCAGAGCUGGACUGCUUUGUGCUACAGAUGAACUACAGGGGAGAUAACAUGGCCUUCUUUGUCCUUCCUGGCAAGGGCAAGAUGAGGCAGCUGGAACAAGCCUUAUCAGCCCAGAGACUGAGAAAGUGGAGACACUCACUCCAGAAGAGGUGGAUAGAGGUGUUCAUCCCCAAAUUUUCUAUUUCUGCCUCCUACAAUCUAGAAACCAUCCUCCCAAAGAUGGGCAUCUGCAACGCCUUUAACAAAAAUGCCGAUUUUUCCGGAAUUGUAAAGAGAGACUUCCUGCAGGUUUCUAAAGCCACCCACAAGGCUGUCCUGGACGUCGGUGAGGAGGGUACCGAGGCUGUAGCAGCUACUGCCACCAAGCUGAGGAUGGCCCCAGCUUGGCCGUGGCUGCUCACAGUGGGAAUCCUGGCCUCUAUCGAGUGUCAGCCCCUUUCCCACCAUGAAGAUCAGAGUCUUGGAGGACUACAACCCCCCAGUCAUCAGCUCUCAGAGCCAGCCCCUACCUAUCACAAAAUCAUGCCCACCAUUACCAAUUUUGCCUUGCGUUUGUAUAAGCAGCUGGCAGCAGAUACUCCCGGAAACAUCUUCUUCUCCCCCGUGAGCAUCUCUACCACUCUAGCCCUGCUCUCGUUUGGGGCCCAACCUGACAUCUCAACUCAGAUCCUGGAGGGCCUUGGCUUCAACCUCACAGAAACCCCAGAGGAAGACAUCCACCAAAGCUUCAAGAGCCUCAUUCACACCCUAGACCUGCCCAGCCCCAAACUUGAACUAAAAGUAGGCAACUCCCUGUUCCUAGACAAGCACCUAAAGCCUCAGAAGCACUUUUCGGACAGCAUCAAGGAGGUGUAUGGAGCUUUUGUUUUUCCCGCUAACUUCACGGAUUCUGUUACAACAAGGAGGCAGAUUAAUGACUAUGUGAGGAAGCAAACAUAUGGGCAAAUAGUGGACUGCCUCCAGGCGUUCAACCAGGACACACUCAUGGUUCUCUCAAAUUACAUCUUCUUCAAAGCCAAGUGGAAGCAUCCUUUUAAUCGCUACCAGACCCAGAAGCAGGAGAGCUUCUCUGUGGAUGGGAGGACCUCUCUCCAAGUCCCCAUGAUGCACCAAAAGGAAAUGCACAGAUUCCACUAUGAUCAGGAGAUGGCUUGCACUGUCCUCCAGAUAGAGUACAGUGGAAAUGCCCUGGCACUUGUAAUCCUCCCUGACCCAGGGAAAAUGAAGAAGGUGGAGGCUGCUCUACAGCCGGAGACCCUAAGAAAAUGGGGUCAAUUGUUCAUGCCCAGUCUAUUAGAUUUGCAUUUGCCAAGGAUUUCAAUUGCUGGAACAUAUAACCUGGAAGAGAUACUUCCACGAAUUGGUGUCACCAACAUAUUCAACAUAGAAGCUAGCUUAUCAGGCCUUGGUCGGAAGCUCAACACAACUAUCUCUAGGAUGUUACACAAGGCAGCAAUGACCAUGAGUGAGAAGGGAACCGAGGCAACUGCUGCUUCAGGCCUCCUCUCCCAGCCCCCACCUGUGAACAUUACCUCAGUCCCAUCUGCUCAUUUCAACAGGCCUUUCCUGUUGCUCCUCUGGGAGGUGACCACCGAGAGCAUACUCUUCCUAGGAAAAGUUGUUAACCCAGCUGGAAUGUGACUGUGGUAGAGGGUCCAGGGAGUGUCUUUCUUCUUGUCUAAUCCAAACAGAUAGAACAAGCACCAGCCUGCAACCAUGUGGCUGCUAUGUGGAUCAGUUAAUUAGUGUGCCAAGAUUCCAAUAAAGUUGACCCUGGGUUUGUGAACA
Otolemur garnettii (small-eared galago) is the source of this 2608-nucleotide messenger RNA. RefSeq names its product serpin family A member 11 (gene SERPINA11). The transcript has 8 exons. Lineage: Eukaryota; Metazoa; Chordata; Mammalia; Primates; Galagidae. The record is from RefSeq and is a predicted model, not a curated record. Gene Ontology annotation, molecular function: serine-type endopeptidase inhibitor activity. Bases 65 to 2461 code for a protein of 798 amino acids. Gene Ontology annotation, biological process: negative regulation of endopeptidase activity.